CCCGCCAGAAUUCUUCCUUUCGCCGCCCAUCACCGUGACGACGACCAACGAUGAAUCAUGUCCCGGUGUUCCUUCAGAAGACGUACGACAUGAUCGAGAACUGCGCAGACGCCGUCGCGACGUGGUCCACGUCCGGAGAGUCGUUCAUCAUCAAGCGCAUCAACGAGUUCGCGUCCGACGUGCUGCCGCGGUACUUCAAACACAACAACUUUAGCUCGUUUGCACGACAGCUCAACUUUUACGGGUUCCACAAGGUCAAGAAGGAGGACAUCUUGCUGCGAGCCAAGGGAUUAGACUCACCAACGGACGCCGACGCUGCCUUGGAAGCGCAGGGGUGGUGGGAGUUCAGCCACCCGCUCUUCCUGCGCGAUUACCCCGAGAAGAUGGGCAGCAUUCGACGCAAGACGUAUGCAGAUUCGAAUCAAGCACAGGCCGCAGCUGCGGCGGCUGCCGCCGCCGCCUCUAUGCAAUCGUCCUCCCAGCAUCUCUCUACCAAAUCCGAGCUGGACGAGUUGAAAGGGUUCAUGACCGAGCUCGUAGGCGACGUCAAGUCCGAGCUUGCGACGUUGAAGAACCAAGUGAACUUGCUGACGCAUCACAUGACGUCGUUGGGCAGUCUAAUGCAUUUGAUUGUCCAGACACAGUCAAUGGACUCAGCAGAACCCUCCAUGAAGCGACGGAAACUCGACUCGGCGAUGCCACUACCACAGCAACAGCAGCUUCUGAACGGCGGAGGUCUGACCAACCCGAUCACGCUGCCGCCGCUGACGUCCAUGGCGCCCUCUACGACGCCCGCUACGUCCAACUACAAGUACAUGAUGGCUGAACGGAACGACCUCGAAGAGUCGGAGGCGACUGCCGCGUACGUUCUGUGGAAUCAUGCGCGGCAGGAAAAGAUGCUGUAAGGAACUCAUGUUCGAAACGUUUUCGAAACGGUUUCGAACACCAAUUAGGGUAGUGUACAAACAAUAGUAGACAGGCUUGCCGUACAUUGUGCUUUUUUUUCACACUAAAUUCAUUCAAGACGGUUUCAUAUGAACCAUUUUUACAAGCUGGA
This is a messenger RNA of Aphanomyces astaci, 1057 nucleotides long. RefSeq lists its product as hypothetical. NCBI's taxonomy places the organism in Eukaryota, Oomycota, Saprolegniomycetes, Saprolegniales, Verrucalvaceae. Gene Ontology annotation, biological process: regulation of DNA-templated transcription. The transcript has a single exon. The record is from RefSeq and is a predicted model, not a curated record. Gene Ontology annotation, molecular function: sequence-specific DNA binding; DNA-binding transcription factor activity. The coding region runs from base 51 to 905 and encodes 284 amino acids.